GUUCGCCACGCUCUACAUCCUCUCUCAUGUGGGCCUGCUGAACCUCACAACCCUUACUUACGUCCUCCAUACAACCACUCAGACUUCGUGCAAUCCCCACCAAGUCGCACAACACCAGCGACGUCACUUCCACCUGCAACACAGCCAUGCGUUGUGCUUGCUCGCACAGCACGGCUCCUUGAAACGGGCCACGACAUACCCAUCUGCCAAGACUGCCGUGUACCCUGUCUGCGGACCGGAUUCACGCAGAGUUCGACAAGAUGGCCUCCACCCUCCCCGCCAGCGCCAGCCAAGCUGAAAUUGAGAACGAACUCGACUUCCUCGACAUCAUGAUCGGUACACUCGACCAAGGCGCUGAUGACUACGCAACACGCCUCGAUGAACUAGAGGGGAAGAAAUCGGAGCUGGAGGAAAGACUGGAAGCGUUGCUGCAGGGCGGAUCUCCUUCGCAAACUCCGCCAGACGAAGAAGAGCUGCGAAUGGGUGGAAUGGAUGGCGCACAAGAUACCGCGAUGACGGGAGGGCAGAUGAGUCCUUCGAAUAAUAUGGGAAUAGGACAGUUCUACAACGGGUUAAACGGUGGGAUACAGCCAGGCUUGAAGCGUUCCGCCACAGACACCCUCCGCCUCGACUCGCAGCAUCCAUACAAGCGCCAGACUCCCGAUCCUUCAACCGUCGCCACGCCUUCAUCAUCUGUCGAGUCGUUCGAAAAGCCUGCCACUUCGGUCGCCGAGAUCAAUGAACGCUCACGUCGCCGACAGCUUAUGGCCGAAGCCGCUCUACAGAGACAGCGCGACAGUCAAAAGGCGGAUGAGGAAUACGCUCGUCGGCUCAGCCAACUGGCAACACCAUCUUCUUCCCGAGGGCCCGGCGCAUCUUCAUUCUCAUCAUCACAGCGCCCAAGCGUGCAGACAACGCUGAAUCACAACGGCUCUUAUCAACGCCUUCCUGCCCCGCAAGUGAAGCCUGAGCGACCUAAUGGAGCUUCACAGUUCCUUCCCAAUCAGUACAAGUCUGAGUUUCCGCGCAAUUCCUCCACCCCGACAGGCUUCUCUCAAGCGCAGGCACGAUCGCCGUACGUCAAACCCGAGCAUGUCAAGCCUGAGCACAUCAAAGCGGAGCCCAGCGGCUCCCGGCCCUCACAACCCUCUCAACCUCGACGCAAAGCUGACGUUGUCGAUCUCACUGCUAGUGACAGUGAUGAUGGAGAGGAGAUUUCGGAGAUCGCACCAAAUGGCUUCACGCCCAACAAUCGAUCCCAGCGAUCCGGCUUUGACAAUGCUUCCCUCCCCGGGUUCGGCCAUCCACUUGCUGUGAGGCCUGCUGUGCACUCGACGCCUGCGAGACCGCAGAUCCCCGGUGCUUAUCCGACAGCGACCCCGAAUGGGUACAACUCUGUGUAUGGCGGCUUCAACGGGAUCAACCCUCAGCAGGCACCAUGGCUUCAACAAGCAAGCAGUGGUCUUGUCAAUGGCAUUAGAACGGCUGCUGGCCAUCUCGGCGACUCGCUUUCGGAACUGACCAAUCUCUUCAAUACAAAUGAUGACCUGAUCUACGGCGGGUCCCGCUCACUGCUCAAUCCUUACGCUGAGAACAUGGAUCUGUUCAAUCGCCGAUACAACGAGAUUGCAGACUACAACCCUGAGAAGACACGGGAGGAAAUCAACGCGCUUCUCGAAAACAUCCGGCCAGACGAGGCGAUACCGGCAGACCUCCGCGUCAAGACCCCGGCAGCCAUGGAUGUCAAGCUACACAAAUACCAGGAGAUGGGACUGACCUGGCUCAAGAACUGCGAGGAGGGCUCCAACAAAGGGGGCAUUCUCGCAGACGAGAUGGGUCUUGGCAAGACGAUUCAGAUGCUCUCACUCAUCGUCGAGCAUAAAUCGGACGACCCUCGCUGCAAAGCAUCUCUCAUCGUUGCCCCUGUCGCUCUGAUGCGCCAAUGGAAGCAGGAGAUUCAGCAGAAGAUCAAGAAGUCCGAAAGGAUCACCGUCUUCAUCCAGCAUGGGCAAGGGAAGAAGAAGAAGUUCGCCGAUUUGCAGCAUUUUGACGUCGUCCUGACCACCUUCGGCACCCUCGCAUCCGAGCUGAAGAAACUGGAGAAGUUUCGUUUGCGUCAGAAGCAUGACCCGACUGCUCGGCCUCAGGGUAACGAGCAGUGUGCGCUCCUCGGCGAUGAUGCCACCUGGUAUCGCGUUGUCCUGGACGAGGCACAGUGCAUCAAGAACAAGACGACUAAGACGGCGAUCGCUGCGGCUCACCUCAACUCCAAGUAUCGCCUUUGCAUGACUGGUACCCCCAUGAUGAACAACGUCGAGGAGUUCUACUCGCUCGUCAAAUUCCUGCGCAUCAAUCCUUACUCCCGCUGGGAGAAGUUCCGCGUCGAUAUCAGCACGCCUCUCAAAUCUCACGACGAGCAGUACAGACAAUCCGCGAUGGUCAAGCUGCAGACUUUGUGCAAGGCUAUCAUGCUCCGUCGCACAAAGCAGAGCAAAUUCGAAGGGCAGCCUAUCUUGGUCCUACCGGAGCGCACCACCGAUGUCGAGAACCCAGUGUUCGAUGACGACGAGCGUGCUUUCUACGACGCCGUGGAGAACAAGACCCGACUCGAAUUCAACAAAUAUCUCCGCCGCGGUCAGGUGGGCAACAACUACACCGCCGUUUUGGUGCUACUCCUCCGCAUGCGCCAAGCAGCUUGUCAUCCCCACCUGAUCAAAGACUUUGGCAUCGCCAGCGCCGCCGACAUCACCGAAGAGCAAGUCAUAGACUACGCCAAGGAACUCGACGAAGCCGUCGUAGCUCGCAUCAAAGCCACCGGGGGCAACUUCGAAUGUCCCGUGUGCUACGAUGUCGUGGAGAACCCCGCCAUUUUCGUUCCAUGCGGCCACGACACUUGCAGGGAGUGCUUCUCGCGCAUCACGGACCCCUCGAAUGCUAUUAGAGAUGGCAAUGAGGGUGGGACGGGGGCCAAGUGCCCGAAUUGCCGCUCGCCGAUCGAUACGAAGCGCGUGACGGAUUUCGAUGCGUUCAAGAAGGUGCAUAUGCCGGAGUUGUUGACUGAGGAGGAGCUCAAGGAGUUGGAGGCGAUGAAGGAGGAUGAUUCUUCAACGGAGUCCGAGAGUGAGAGUGACGACGAAGAAGAAUAUGAGAGACUCACGAAGCAGGGGAACCUGGACAACUUUGUGGAGGACGACGAGUCGACCGAGUCGGAAGCGGAGGAGGACAAUGAUGUUGAGGAAGAGGGUGCAUCUGGUCCCUCCAAGAAGUCCAAGAAGGCCAAAGGCAAGAAAGCCAAAGUCGACAAAAAGUCCGCCAAGGGAAAAGGCAAGGGGAAGGCCAAGGAAAAGAAGGUAAAGAAGAAGAAGAAGAAGAAGGAGACAGUGACUCUGGCGGAUCUGGCGACGAUGUCGAAGAAGAAUCAAAAGGCCCGUCGAGCGUAUUUGCGUCGUCUCCGGGACAACUACGUCGACUCGGCGAAAAUCCGCAAGACCAUGGAGCUUUUGCAGACAAUCAUCGACGAUGCCGCCGGUGAGAAGGUCCUGGUCUUCAGUCAAUGGACAUCGCUACUGGAUCUUCUGGAGAUUCCCAUCGAUGGCAAGGGCUGGGGUUAUCGGCGCUACGAUGGCAGUAUGAACACCAAGAUGCGAGGGGAUGCGGUGGAUGAUUUUCGCGAUGAUCGCCAGGAUGUGCGUAUCAUGCUGGUCUCGCUCAAGGCAGGCAAUGCGGGCCUCAACUUGAACAUGGCUAGUCAAGUCAUUAUUCUCGAUCCUUUCUGGAAUCCCUACAUCGAGGAGCAAGCCAUUGACCGCGCACACCGCAUCGGCCAGACGAGACCAGUGCAGGUGCAUCGCAUUCUGAUCGAGAAGACCGUGGAAGACCGCAUCAUCGAGCUGCAGGAGCGCAAGAGGACGCUCAUCUCGGAGGCGCUGGACGAGAAAGCGGGCCAGAACAUUGCUCGCUUGGGCGUGCAGGAGCUGGCGUAUCUGUUCGGCGUCACGAACAAUCCGUCGGAGAGAGUCGCCUAUCGCCCUGCCAAUCGGCGUUGAUGAGCUGAUGGGCUGAUGUGGGAGGUCAAUCGUCUUUUUCAUGGCGUUUCGCUUAUGUUACACAGAGAUACCCCCUGGGCACUGAUUUACGGGUCGCAUGGGAGGCAGUAUGUAUCAUUAUAGCUAUCGACGUGCCUAUGGUGCCGUCGUAAUACGAAUGCACACUCGUUUGCUUUGG
This is a messenger RNA of Neohortaea acidophila, 4224 nucleotides long. Its product is annotated as SNF2 family N-terminal domain-containing protein. Gene Ontology annotation, molecular function: ATP-dependent chromatin remodeler activity; ATP binding. The coding region runs from base 261 to 4046 and encodes 1261 amino acids. The record is from RefSeq and is a predicted model, not a curated record. Lineage: Eukaryota; Fungi; Ascomycota; Dothideomycetes; Mycosphaerellales; Teratosphaeriaceae. The transcript has 2 exons. Gene Ontology annotation, cellular component: cytoplasm.